Daphnia pulex (common water flea) is the source of this 1606-nucleotide messenger RNA. RefSeq names its product DNA-directed RNA polymerase II subunit RPB1-like. Lineage: Eukaryota; Metazoa; Arthropoda; Branchiopoda; Diplostraca; Daphniidae. The record is from RefSeq and is a predicted model, not a curated record. The coding region runs from base 90 to 1265 and encodes 391 amino acids. The transcript has 3 exons.
AUUCGAUGUCUUUUCACAUUGUCCCGACCGAAGUUCCCACCAGACGAACGCCAGCUUUCAACCUGUUCUAACUUAUUCGGAUUGACGCCAUGAGCAACUUCUUUUCUGUCAUUGUUAUACUGUGUCUGUUUGGGGCAUCCGGAGCUGACUCGUCCGUCGUCCGUUCCAAACGGGAGGAAGAUGAAUCUUCAUCGAAUGCAACGACUCGGCAAUUAGGAAUGUUCGGUUACCAGCCACCGUAUGCCGCUCCUCAUCAGUUUGGCGGAUUAUAUCCGGGAGCAUUUAACUCCCAGCACCAACAGCAGUAUCCAUCUUACGGUGGAUUCCAACCUAUGGGGCCGUAUCAAGGAGUGCCGCCAUCGCAUUUGUAUCAACAGCAAGGAUUUGGAGCUGGAAGUUAUCCAGGAGCCUCUCAAUUCGGUCAAUAUCCAAAUCAAUAUCCCCAGCACUGGCCUUACGGCGGAGCUGCCGGCCAGAGUCCUUAUUACCCUACCAAUCCAACGUCGUCUUCAUUCCCGACAAAUUCCUUUAAUCCAUCUUAUGGAUCUCAGCAUUAUCCCUCAAACAACGGAUACAACAACAACUACAAUCCUUCAGUUCAAAACGGGUUCUACAACCCGACAACAUCCGCCGUCACGUCUCCGCAAAAUUCUUAUCGUCCCUCUGGCCUUAUUCCCGAUCCUUUCGGCUCGGUGGCACCUGUGAUUGGGACACCUUCUUACAAUCCCUCCUCCAACACAGGAUCGUUGUAUAAUCCUAGCCAAACUUCAUCAUCGUACAAUCCUAGCCAAACAUCGUCGUCGUAUAAUCCUAGCCAUCAGCAAACUUCUCCUCAGUAUAAUCAAUACAAACCAAUCACGAUCAUUGAUACCCCUUCUUACAGCAGUCCCAGUUACCAGCAAGGUUCCAGUUCAGCAUACAAACCUGGAAGCGGUUCUAGUGGAUCUCAGGAAGGAUAUGAUUCGGUUGUCGUAACAGCCCAAGGAAUGGCGCCGUACGACCAAUCGUCAUCCUAUAAACCUUCUUCAGGGAAUUACAAGCCGGUAGUCUCAUCUCCAACAUAUUACAAACCUCCAUCAUCUUCAAGUUAUCGACCACCUUCACCUAGUUAUUCUCAACAGAAUUCCUACCGUCCAAUAACUGUCCAAGGUUCGAUUCAAGAAAUUCCAUCAAACACACCCACCUACUAUCCAUCGAAUUCGCAAAACAGACCCAGUUUUUAUUCGGCGUCUUCUUCCGAUCGAGUAUCUUUUCCUAGCGAUUGAGAAACAAACUUAUUUUCAGCACACAGCAGCAAUUAUUAAACAAAAUUAUUUUUUAAAUGCAUAUAAUUUAAUAUUUGCACAGAAGAUCUUUAACCAGCUUAAUUUGAUAUCACUUCCUCGUGAUUGAAAUGACAAAUUUUGCCUUGAACUCAAAUAAUUACUAAUGCGUUUUUAACUAUACUCAUAUUUGAAAUUUGGCGCCGCCCAAUAACUCCACGGCUAGUAUCUUUUUCGAAGUCAUUUGAUUCCCGAAAAAAAAAAUGAUCUAAAACUCAUCGUUUACGUAAUGUCUAUUUGUUUCGUGACAGAAAAUAAACUCGUAACUAAAUUGAAGUCCUUAA